This is a messenger RNA of Saimiri boliviensis boliviensis (Bolivian squirrel monkey), 2550 nucleotides long. The record is from RefSeq and is a predicted model, not a curated record. Lineage: Eukaryota; Metazoa; Chordata; Mammalia; Primates; Cebidae.
GUAGGGCCAGAGAGGGCUGGUUGGGGUCCCUGCCACUCUGACACUGGGCAGUGGACAGUGCCUUGCCCCCGCCUUGCCCCAGCAUCCCCUGGCAGCCCGCCUCCCAGCCUGAGCCCCUCAUCGUGGCUUCCCCCGCAGUGCUCAGUGACAUGCGGGGAGGGCACUCAGCACCGAAGUGUCCUCUGCACCAAUGACACCGGUGUCCCCUGUGACGAGGCCCAGCAGCCAGCCCACCAAGUCACCUGCUCUCUGCCACCCUGUCUGCGGCCCCUGGACACACUGGUCCCUGAAGGCUCAGGGAGCGGCUCCUCCAGCCACGAACUCUUCAACGAGGCUGACUUCAUCCCGCGCCACCUGGCCCCACGCCCUUCACCCACCUCAGCACCCAGGCCAGCCAGCAUGGGCAACGCCAUCGACGAGGAGGCCCUGGAGCUGGACCCACCAGGGCCCGUGUUUGUUGACGACUUCUACUACGACUACAAUUUCAUCAAUUUCCACGAGGACCUGUCCUACGGGCCCUUUGAGGAGCCCGAUCUAGACCUGGCAGGGACAGGGGAUGGGACACCCACACCACGUGGCCGUCCUGCUGCGUCCUCCACAGGUAGCCCCGUGUCUGCCACAGAGCCUCCUGCAGCCACGGAGGAGGGGCCACCGGGACCUUGGUCCCCUAGCCCUUGGCCCAGCCAGGCCGGCCGCUCCCCACCCCCACCCUCAGAGCCGACCCCUGGGAACUCUUUGCUCAAUUUCCUGCCUGAGGAAGACACCCCCAUAGGGGCUCCAGAUCUUGGGCUCCCCAGCCUACCCAGGCCCAGGGUUUCCCCUAAUGGCGUGCAGACGCCUAUCGCCCCUGGGAGCCAAAAUGACUUGGUUGGCGAGGACAGCCAGCGUCAGCUGCCCCCUCCGUGGUGGGACAGGACCAAUGAGGUUUCCAAGGACGAUGAGGAACCCGGGAGCCACAGAGCCCCCCACCUGCCCUCGAGACCCAACCCCACGCUGCCCGCUUUGUCCCCUGUCGGCAGCACCCACUCCUCUCCUGUUCCUGAUGUGGUGGAGCUGUGGACAGGAGGGACUGUAGGCUGGAAGCCAGCUCUGGAGGGUGGCCUGGGGCCUGGGGACAGUGAGCUGAGGCCCACUGUGGAGGCGGCUCCUCCCCUUCCUCCUCCCAUAGCCCCUCCGCCAGAGGACAGCCCCCUGCAGCCGGGGACUCCCAACUCCCCAACCCCAGGACCAGGGUCCUGGGACCUGCGGACUGUGGCAGUGUGGGGCACCUUCCUCCCCACGACCCAGACUGGCGUCGGGCGCACACCUGAGCCUGAGCCUGCCCCGAGCCCGGGACCCGAGGGCCAGCCUGAGUCUCUCAGCCCUGAGGUGCCCCUGAGCUCUGGGCUGCUGUCCACGCCAGCUUGGGACAGCCCUGCAAACAGCCGCAGAGCCCCUGAGACCCAGCCCCCGGCCCCCAGCCUGGCUGAAGCGGAGCCCCCUGUGGACCCGCUGGCUGCCAGGAAUGCCAGCUGGCAAGCUGGAAACUGGAGCGAGUGCUCCACCACCUGUGGCCUGGGCGCCGUCUGGAGGCUGGUUCGCUGCAGCUCCGGCCGGGAUGAGGACUGUGCCCCUGCUGGCCGGCCCCAGCCUGCCCGCCGCUGCCACCUGCGGCCCUGUGCCACCUGGCACUCGGGCAACUGGAGUAAGUGCUCCCGCAGCUGCGGUGGAGGCUCCUCAGUGCGGGACGUGCAGUGUGUGGACACACGGGACCUCCGGCCGCUGCGACCCUUCCAUUGUCAGCCGGGGCCAGCCAAGCCACCUGCGCACCGGCCCUGUGGGGCCCAGCCCUGCCUCAGCUGGUACACCUCUUCCUGGAGGGAGUGCUCUGAGGCCUGUGGCGGUGGUGAACAGCAGCGUCUGGUGACCUGCCCGGAGCCAGGCCUCUGCGAGGAGGCACUGAGACCCAACGCCACGCGGCCCUGUAACACUCACCCCUGCACGAAGUGGGUGGUGGGGCCCUGGGGCCAGUGCUCAGCCCCCUGUGGCGGGGGCAUCCAGCGGCGCCUGGUCAAGUGUGUCAACACCCAGACAGGGCUGCCCGAGGAAGACAGCGACCAGUGUGGCCAUGAGGCCUGGCCCGAGAGCUCCCGGCCGUGUGGCACCGAGGACUGCGAGCCCAUCCAGCCACCCCGCUGUGAGCGGGACCGCCUGUCAUUCGGAUUCUGUGAGACACUGCGCCUGCUGGGCCGCUGCCAGCUGCCCACUGUCCGCACCCAGUGCUGCCGCUCAUGCCCUCCGCCCAGCCAUGGCACCCCCUCCCGAGGCCAUCAACGGGCUGCCCGCCGCUGACCGCAUCAGGAUGCACAGACCGACCGACAGACCUCAGUGCCCACCACGGGCUGUGGCGGAGCUUCCGCCUCCUGCGCCCUAAUGGUGCUAACCCCCCGCUCCCCAUCCAGCAGCAGGCUGGGGACCUCCUCCCCCUCAGAAAAGGUAUUUUUUUAUUCUAACAGUUUGUGUACCACUUAUUAUUGUUUUACAUAAAUGAGCAUCUACCAUUCCAAAGCA